Messenger RNA from Trichobilharzia regenti, 3455 nucleotides. The record is from the annotation of a GenBank genome assembly. Lineage: Eukaryota; Metazoa; Platyhelminthes; Trematoda; Strigeidida; Schistosomatidae.
CAUGAUCCCUGGGGAAAGGGAUAUCUGGGUCAUAAAUUCAUCACAGAAAGUCAAAUAUACACCUAUUAACCAGAGUAAAAAUUUGGCGGGGAAAAUCUAUGAUUGUGUAAAAAUAAAAAAUGAACUAUAUAAACAAAUAAUUUGUGAGGAAAUUUCUUUUUAACAUGUCAACAUUGAAUAAUUUACAGAGUUUAAAUUUCCCACCAUCAAUAUUCCCACCACCUCCUUCUCUACCCCCCUCAUCGGAUUUAUUAUUUCCACAUUUAUGGGGAUUCGACGAGGCGAAGCAGAAUAAUUAUUCAUCUUCAAUGAUCUCACUAUCACCGCCAUCAUCAUUAUCAUCAUCGACUUUCACCUUCUCGACGUGUAAACCAUUACCGUCUCAAAUGAUCCCUUCAUCACCUGUAGAAUUAUAUAAUCAAACAAGUACAAGACGACAUUCAGCAUUUCAUCAUCCAUAUCCAAUAAAUUUAAGUAUUUUAGGGAAAAGAUACUUUCCAUUUUAUGAUGAAAAAAGAAGCAUUUCAUCGACUGAUAUCACUUCAACAGCUACGGUUGCCUCUGUCGGUACCUCUAACACUGACAAUGGUAAUAAGCAUAAUGGUGAAACGUUCGUCUUAAAAUCCACGAAACCGACUACAACCAAAUGGGAUAAAUAUUCUCUAUAUAACAGUAAUGGCAAUAAAUGUGUCGAGAAGAUCCGUCAAAAUAAACAACCUGCCUCAGAUUUUAAUGGUAUAAAUACUAAUUUCCAUGAGAUUGACACCGGAAGACGAAGAAAAUGCAAGCGAGUUGGAGAGCUCUCCAAUACGAUGGAUAGUAAAAACGGUGACCAUCAUGACCAUAAUAAGAAGGAUAUCAGAGAUGAUGAUGGAGAGAUUUCAACAAUAACAACAGUAGCCGCACUAGGAGGAGGAGAAGAAGACGACAACGAUCAAGACGACGACGACGAAGAGGACGAAGAGAUAAACAGUUCACAUCUUGAUGAUUAUGAUGCUGAUAUUGGUUCAAAAACUGGUCAAAGUAUGGAAUGUGUUGUUUGUGGGGAUAAAAGCAGUGGUAAACACUAUGGUCAGCAUACAUGUGAGGGUUGUAAGAGUUUUUUUAAACGAUCUGUUCGACGUAAAUUAAAUUAUACUUGUCGAGGGAAUAGACAAUGUCCAAUUGAUAUACACCAUCGUAAUCAAUGUCAAUAUUGUCGAUUUCAAAAGUGUAUUAAAGUUGGUAUGAGGAAAGAAGCUGUACAACAGGAUCGUUUACCGCCGUUCCCUUCAAUAUAUCAUCCAUAUUAUGGUCUAUCGAAUUUGCUUACUUCAAAUAUCUUUACAUCAAUGCGUCACUUGAUGAUUGGACCAAAUAUUACACAAAUAAUCAAUAUGCUACUGUAUGCUGAGCGUAAUUCAAAUCAAUACUUAAAUAAUCAAUAUUUAGUACAUUAUUUGAAUUACAUUUUGAAUGGAUUCAAUAAAACAAACUCAAUCAGCCAAUCAGCGACAAGGACGAGUGAAGUUAUAAACCAAUCAAAUGUAAGCGUUAACAGCAGCUCCAGUGGCAGCAGAAGCGGGGGCAAUAAUAAUAAUAAUAGCGAAAAUUUUAAAUUUUCAGAAAUAUUUAACUUAUCUACUUAUAGUGAUAUCAGUAGUAGUGAUAAUGCCAUGAGACUGACUACUUCACCAGUAUAUUCAUCAGAAUUUUCAAUGUCUAAUUCAAACGCACCAGGAAAAUAUCCUUCACAGAAUAUGGAUAGUAGUGAACCGCCUACAAUCAUGAAUGAAAUAACCAAUUCUACACUGUCUUAUCUGUUCGUGAUCAUUGAAUGGGCAAGAAGUAUCCCAUUAUUUACGGAAUUACAGCCAAGUGAUCAGUUAAUAUUACUGAUGAAUUCAUGGGCAGAAUUAUUCAUUCUCUAUCUAGUUCAAACGUGUAAUACUUCUGCUGUCAAUGCAUUAUAUAACUGCAAUAGUAAUAGUAAUAAUAAUAAUAAACACAAUUCUCCGAUCAAUAAAACUUGGUUCAAUAGUUCAAUGAAAAUGGCACCAUUUAAACAAAAUUCCCCAUCUGAAGAAGCAGGGGAAUUUAAACAAGGUCAGUACAAGCAAACUUUUGCAUCAACAUUGGACUACUUAACGGAUAAACCAGAUUCAUUUAAAUUGCAUCAACAGUAUUCAAGAAUAUUUCAAGAUCAACUGGAACACUUACAACAAUUGAACCUUGAUCAAUCAGAAUAUGUUUGUUUAAAAGCAUUAAUUCUCUUUAAUUCAGAAGCGCCUGGUUUAAAAGAUCCCGGUGUAAUUGAUUCUAUUCAAGAAAGAAUUCAAUGUGCUUUAGAAGAACAUGACAGAUAUCAUUAUUCACAUUAUCAACCAUUUCGUUUCGGUCGUCUACUUUUACGCCUACCAAAGCUGAAACAAACCGCCUCCUCACCAUCUUUGUUACUGUGGUUACAGGAAAGAUUUUUACCAACUAUUGACUAUGGACAAAAAAGGAUAGAAGUGUUGAUUAGAGAAAUUUUUGAAAAAUCACUUUCUUUUCAAGGAAUUCAAGUGAUGCAGAAGUUCAGUCCAACUUUUGGACAGAAUUUAAUGUCGCAUCUAAAUCCUGCGAGGUAUUCAGUCUUACAGCCACCACCGGCACCAGCCUUCUCUUCUCCUCGUCACUUUCUACAGUCAUCUAGAGGAUUCCCAAUAUCUCAGUCAACUCCUAUGUCGACAGAGAAACCUGACAAGACCUCACUUCCAUUGUUCAGUCCACUUACAAACUGUGUAACCAAGCACCCUGAUGAUAUCCUACCUUUAAAGACUCCUUUGACCAGAUAUCUAUCCUCCAUAGGCAGUUUAACUGUGCCUUCAUCACAGUGUGAAGAUAACGGCAGCGGUGUUGUUCCCUUCGACUUCAUUAACAGCAAUCCUCCCAGUCAUAGUUCGGCAUCAUGGUUGUCGGACGUAUUUAAAUCUGCAAAAACUCCUACAAUUCCUGACAGCAACGAUUAUCCUGUCAGAAGUAAAUCAAUGAAUGACAAUUAUAACUCACAUGAAUUUUCACCGCAUAAAGAUACUACUUAUAAUGGUAGUAGCAGUAGUAGUAGUAGUAUGAAUGUCAUGACAUCACAGUCAUCACCAUCCUUAUCACCAUUAUCGAAAAUAUCCUCGUCUUGUUUAUCCAUAAAUUCUACACAGACAAAUAAUAAUAGUAAUAAUAAUAAUAAAACCUCUGAAACUUGUUCAAUAUCCCCGUUGAAUAAUACCAAUAAUGUUGAACACAUUGAAUCGAGCAAGUUAAACAGUGAACUUGACACAGCUCAAAAUAAUUUUAGCAACUAUUCAAAUGAAUUAUUUAAGAAUUUAUUAAAUUCGUCAACAUCAUUAGAUGAGAAUGAGAAAAAUUCCCAGCUACAAAUUUAUUAUGCAUUAUUACGUCAACAUUUAAAUUUAUUAUUACAUAAUCGAACAUUAUGA